UCGUAUGAAGGGGAAAAAAAUUUUUGAAUUGAAUCCAAUUUGGACCGCCCUGUUUGCGUUUGUGCCACAAAUUACGGAUUUCUUUUCUAUCCCUUUCACCCAUCGAGAUGUUACCAGUUUUUAUAUGAAUAUGUUUCGAGAAAAUGUAGAAUACAGACAAAGUCAUAAUAUCGUCAGACAAGACUUUAUGAAUCUACUCAUUCAACUCAUGGAGAGAGGCUAUGUUGAACCUGACGAUGACAAGACCACCAAUAUAUCAUCAAUCGUAAGCAAACUUACCAUGGCAGAAGCUGCUGCACAAAGUUAUCUCUUUUUUGCAGCUGGAUUUGAAACAAGUUCGACGACAGCUACAUUUGCUCUGUAUGAAUUAGCUCAACAUCAAGAUAUACAAGAAAAAGUUUGCAACGAAAUCGAUAAAAUAUUAGCAAAACAUGAUUGUUUGACCUAUGAUGCUAUAAAUGAAAUGACAUAUCUUCACAAAGUAAUAAAUGGCAAGUAGAUCAUCGCAUAUUAUUUCUAGUUAUUGGAUGACGCAAUUUUCAAGAAAAACUAAAGAUAUAUAUUAUUUUUGAAAAUAUAUUGUCAUUUAUAAGAGUAUAGCCUCUAUCGGUGCAAUGUGAAAUUUAAUCUAGAUUCCUGAAAUAGAUCUUUAAAGUCCACAACAGACUUUCUUAUUGUUCAUCUAUAAUCUAAAAUCUAAAAUAAUUC
This is a messenger RNA of Wasmannia auropunctata (little fire ant), 708 nucleotides long. RefSeq names its product probable cytochrome P450 6a20. Lineage: Eukaryota; Metazoa; Arthropoda; Insecta; Hymenoptera; Formicidae. The transcript is spliced from 2 exons. The record is from RefSeq and is a predicted model, not a curated record. Bases 5 to 499 code for a protein of 164 amino acids. Gene Ontology annotation, molecular function: iron ion binding; oxidoreductase activity, acting on paired donors, with incorporation or reduction of molecular oxygen; monooxygenase activity.